Molecule: messenger RNA, 1509 nt
Organism: Venustampulla echinocandica
Lineage: Eukaryota; Fungi; Ascomycota; Leotiomycetes; Helotiales; Pleuroascaceae
Exons: 1
Coding region: 1-1509 (502 amino acids)
Biological process (GO): transcription initiation at RNA polymerase II promoter; RNA polymerase II preinitiation complex assembly
Cellular component (GO): transcription factor TFIID complex
Molecular function (GO): RNA polymerase II general transcription initiation factor activity
Source: RefSeq, a predicted model, not a curated record
AUGAGCCUCAAGCUCAAGCUGAACGUUAAUACAGGAGUAGCUAAGGCGUCUUCGCCCAGCACUCCUGCUACAGCUACUCCGGGAGGAUCCAGACCUAUGCCCAAGUUAAAGCUCACAAAUAAAUCAAAUCCACCUACGCCAACACCCGGUGACGAGGCUGCUCCCAAACCAGUUGCAAAGAAGUCGGUCAAAGUACCGAAGCCGAAAGCAAAACCAUCUCAAAGUCGAAAGCGGAUUAAACACGAGAGUGAUGAUGAAGAUGGUGGAUCAACUAUAGCUGUCCAGCCGCCUCCAAAGAAGGUGAAGCUCCACCUAACCAGCAGUCAGAAGACACCCGUUGCACCCACACCAGUUCUAUUGAAACCGAAAAUUAAGGGCAAACCGCCAAAAAGACCACUUGGGGAAGGUUACGACUCAGAAGCCAGCGACCGCGAGAUCGACCCGACGAUCGAGGAGGAGUUCGUGUUGCGGAUGUUUCCCGGCGAGGAUUGCGAUUACUUGCGGCAGGCUAUCAGUGAGAAGAGGAUCGGUAUACCUGUUAGCCAAGGGGGUCCGAAUAUACAAAUGAAGUUCUUCCAUGGCGACGGACGUCGAGCGGCGGUCACAAUCCGGGGGCAUCCAUAUGCAGCAACGCUUGUUGAUCUGCCUUGCAUUGUCGAGGGCAUGAAGAGUUGGGACAAGCGAGGUUGGUGGAAAACGGCGGAUAUCUGUCAGAUGUUGUGGGUAUUCGCCCCGAUCAAGAAGGAAGAGGAGGCGAAGACGAUUCCCUUACCCAAAAUAGUCGACCCGGAAACUUUUCAGUAUCCCCAUGGUCUUACAGCCCCAAUGCAUUAUGCGCGAAAACGGCGGUUUAGGAAGCGGAUCUGUAGAACUGCGAUUGAAGCUGUGGAGGAAGCUGUUGAAAAACUCCUCGAAGCAGACCAAAACGCGCAAGAAUCGAAAUGGGAAAUGAUUGAUCCUGACGCAGAUAGCCGGAGGGAUAGUCAACCAUAUGGCGAAGAUGAAUAUUCCGAGGAUGAAGAUGCCGAGGGAGAGGUCGACGACACGGGGUACUUCAACGAUGUCCAGCCCACCGCUACAGGCAUCGAGGUUGGGGACUUAGAUGCAGAUUUGGAGGCGGAUCUGGAGGCAGCAAUGGAGGCCGAGGAAUUAGAAGCCGCUACACCAAUGUCUACUAUUGGAGCAACUCCAUACAUGGCAAGUGCCGAAACCCCUGCCGUUGUCGAUGAAGGAGAAGACACCGGUGAUGAAUCUAUAGAAGGAGAGGAUGAUGAUGAUGACGAGGAUGAGGAUGGAGAACUUGAUGAGGACGAAAAAGCACGGUUGGCUCAAAUUCAAGGGACGAAAGAAGACAUCGCAGAUCUGGCGAAGCAAAUUGAGAGCGUGCAAGCCCAAUUAGCAACACAAGCAAAUCCAAUUCUCAGAAAGAGAUUGGAAGAGAAUGCUAGAAAAUUGAAGGCGGAGCUACAGCUGAAAAAGUCAUCGAUCGGGGAAGGAGAAAAUGAUUAG